GUUCCCAAUAUAACCUCACUGCACAGUCAGCUGAGGGGUCUGGUCAGCGGCCUCAGUCUGAACUGUAAGGGAAGUGACAGGCACAAACUCUGUUCUCUGGAUUGUGUUUUCUUCACAUGUUUGGAUGAACACCAUGAUGAAAGGGGAAGAUUCAGCGGAAGUAGAGAUUGACUUGGAGGACUCCAGUGACCCUGAUGAAUAUGAUAAUGGGGAGGAACCUGAGACGUUGUGGAGGGCCCCUCCCGCUCUGGAAGAAGAGGAAGACAUUCAUACGUCCACACUAGUGGAAAUCAGUGAUACCAAGCCUCUGAUUAAUGUCAGAGACCCCCGUGGUAUCAAUGACUGUCUCAAGGUGACAUUUGAGGAUGUGAUUGCGGAGCCAGUAUCAGUGCGCAGUGGGGACAGAGUGUGGACCUGGAGUAAUGCCCUGUUUGAGGUGUCUAGGGUUUGGAUCUACAGGAUAGUCACAGUGCUUCUGGCCAUUCCCAUUUCAAUUAUCUCUGGUCUCCUCUUUGCCAUCCUCAGCUGCUUCCACAUCUGGAUGGUUGGUCCUUGUAGCCACUGUAUCCUCAUUGGCGCACGCUGGCUGCAGAGCCUAUGGAGCAUUGUGCUGGGCGUCAUUGUGCGUCCCUUCCUCACAAGUGCUGGGAGAUGCUGUGGAGGCUUCAGCAUUCACCUGGCCAAAGAAUGAGACUCACACAUCCAGACUAUUACUGUUCGUUAUGUGCAAUGGUGUUCUAGUGGACUGAGCCGAAGAGGGCAUUGAUAUUUGAUUUUUAAAAUUUUUAUUCAGAAUAAAAUGUUUAUAGUUGCAUGUUUUUCACAUUUAAGAUGCCUUUGUUACCAAAGGCAUCUUAAAUGUGAAAAACAUGCCAACAGCACCUGCUGCUCCUUUUAAUGAUUAUACAAGGAUUGUGACAUGUUCAAACAAUAAUAUGGACCUGACAAAGAGACAAAAGAAGGUGAUAUAUUUCUUGAUUUUAUCCUGUGUGUUAAAUCGCUUUGAUGAGACCAAAAUAGGAUCAGAGUUCAUAUGGAUGUGACAGUGAUUAAUUUCAAAAAUGAUGAAAGUGA
Sander lucioperca (pikeperch) is the source of this 1074-nucleotide messenger RNA. RefSeq lists its product as uncharacterized. Gene Ontology annotation, molecular function: molecular adaptor activity. The record is from RefSeq and is a predicted model, not a curated record. Gene Ontology annotation, cellular component: caveola. The coding region runs from base 125 to 691 and encodes 188 amino acids. The transcript is spliced from 3 exons. Gene Ontology annotation, biological process: caveola assembly. Lineage: Eukaryota; Metazoa; Chordata; Actinopteri; Perciformes; Percidae.